AUGAUAGCUAGUAGUAGCAAUUUCAUAUCCUGCAAUUUCUCGUUUCUGAGAAUUUCAAACAAAUCUUGUUCAAGAAGGAUAACCCCAUUAUCAUCAUCAUUUGUUAAACCGUAUGUUUUUCAAAGAGCCUCCAAAUUUUCAGCUUUUUUGAACAAUUACGAGGAGAAGAAGAAGAAGGGUCUUCUCCAAAUAUGUCAGAAUGCAUUCUACGUAAGGACUACUACACAGGACCCUGUACCUGUUCCUUUGAAGGAAAAUGGUGGUCGGAGUGGUGGUAGUGGCGGCGAUGGUGGUGGUGAUGGUGGUGGAGAAGAGAGGGACUGGACGUCGUCGUUUUUGCUUUUUGCUUUCUGGGCUGGACUCAUGUACUACGUUUUCUUCCUCACACCCAACCAGACUCCGUCAUUGGACAUGUAUUUCUUGGAAAAACUCCUCAAUUUGAAAGGAGACGAUGGCUUCCAAAUGAAUGAAGUGAUUGUGGCUCUUUGGUACAUCAUGGGUUUAUGGCCUUUGGUAUACAGUAUGCUGCUUCUUCCAACUGGUAGAAGUUCAAAGGGAAAAAUUCCUGUUUGGCCAUUUCUUAUACUUUCAUGCUUUGGUGGCGCGUAUGCUCUUAUUCCCUAUUUUGUUCUCUGGAGACCACCGGCUCCACCUGUCGAAGAAACUGAGCUGAGAAGUUGGCCUCUAAAUUUUCUGGAAUCAAAAUUAACUGCAGGGAUUACAAUGGCUGCAGGGCUAGCUAUAAUCAUUUAUGCUGGUUUAUCUGGCGUUGAUGCGUGGAAGGAAUAUUUACAGUACUUCAGAGGAAGCAAAUUUAUACAUCUCACCUCUAUCGAUUUUAGCCUACUAUCAGCAUUCGCUCCUUUCUGGGUCUACAAUGACAUGACUGCUCGAAAAUGGGAAGGAAAAGGCUAUUGGCUUCUUCCCUUGUCACUGAUUCCAUUAUUGGGUCCUUCUCUCUAUCUUCUCCUACGGCCAUCGCUAUCAGCAGCUCCAGUUUCACGAAGCCCAACAAUAUUAGACGAUAAAUGA
This is a messenger RNA of Fraxinus pennsylvanica, 1032 nucleotides long. The record is from the annotation of a GenBank genome assembly. NCBI's taxonomy places the organism in Eukaryota, Viridiplantae, Streptophyta, Magnoliopsida, Lamiales, Oleaceae.